Cuscuta campestris is the source of this 2479-nucleotide messenger RNA. The record is from the annotation of a GenBank genome assembly. Lineage: Eukaryota; Viridiplantae; Streptophyta; Magnoliopsida; Solanales; Convolvulaceae.
CUUAAUUGUGUGCUCCAAAUGAAGCCUGGUUUUAAUUAGGGGGGGCACAGAUCUGGAUGGACUGGAUUUAGGUUGUUCCACGUCUUAUCCUGUUAUAUAUAAAUGGUCCGGAUUACAAUCUUAUUCCGGUUUAUCCCAUAAAACUUGGAAUCGGAACAAACUGGGUAGGGGUGUAAACGGAUAAUAUCCGUGACGGAUAUGGCAUAUCCGAAUCCGUAUCCGUUUAAGUUUAGGAAUAUCCGAAUUCGUAUCCGUAUCCGGCGGAAAUUUACUAUACUAUAUCCAAAUCCAUACCCGACGGAUAAUUAUCAGUUUCGGAUAUAUCCGAAUCCGAUUAGAUAUCUGAAAGUAACCGAAUAUCCGAAUACUAUUAGAUAUCCGAGAGUAAUCGAAUCCAAAAAUAUCCGAGUCCAUUUUCACCCACUUCACAGAGAUUGUGGAGAUGGAUUUUCGCCCAAUUCUAGUUUUGCUUUGCUUUUGGUAGCUUUGCUUUUGGUUGCUCUUUGGUGGUCACGGGGCUUUCGAGUUCUUUAGCAACAGAAUCACUCUCUAACUCGGCAGCUUCCAUCUCCACUUUUGCCAUGUCAUUCGUUGCCUUUUUUUAUCCAGCCAAACACACACAAAUUACAAAGAAAAGCAAUGAGAAGUGUGAGCUAUAUGAAAAACAAGAUAUUGAAGAAAUGGAAGGAUUUUCUUUUUUUUAAAAAGGGAAGGAAGUAGCCACAUUGAAGAAUAUUGAAUAAAUGAAAAAUCAUCAAGAAGGACAAAACCGUCAAAUAGCAAACCCAAUACAUUGUGCAAUGAAUAGGCGGUUUCUCCAAAAUACUCCAACAAACAUUUCACAAUAAUACCCCGAUGAGAUAAUCUCUGUCGCAAAAAUGCUCCAAAGAUAAUAUUGUUUAUCCUCUAUUAUUUGUAUGAAUACUGAUUAGCUCCUUCAUCAGCACCAAAUCCAAAUGUCUACCACUGCAUUUUCAGAGCAUUUUCUACACUUGUUACCGUCUUCAUCGCAUCUCCAAUUUUCCAUUAAAUGGAGAAACUUAGGUGGGUCCAGUAAAUGGAGAAUCUUGAGUGGCUGGAAGAGUUAUUUCAUGGGUGGGGGAGUAAGGUGGGUGGGGCGAUGUAAAUUAUUUAAGCUAUAAAGGGUAAAGUUGGGAAUGUGUGUGAUUCUUUUUACCAUAAACGGAAGGUGGAUAAAUACCAUGGGACGGCCCAAAAUGGAAUUGUGGACAAAUACUUAGGGAUGGAGGAAGUACUCUGCAGCUUAACCAUCUUACAAUAACAAUCUCAAAAGCUCAGGUGCAUAAAAAUGCUCCCAAGCAGUGAAGGAAUUGGUGAGGGGAAAUAAACAAAAUCAACAAAAGAUAAAACAUAAAACAUAAUGAAGGGACGAAUUCCACUAUCAAUGGAGCUUUUUGUGACAUGGGCAAUCUCCUGAGAGUAUUCUUGUGCAACAUUGAUUGUGGUGGUAUUCAGAGUUGGGAAUAUUCAUGUAUAUUUUCCAUUAAUUUUUAUUACACAUAUAAUUUAUCUUCACUGCAUACUGCAUAGUGAUUUAUUAUUUUAUGUCUAAACACAUGUUUGACUUCUUUUGCACAAAUUUUUUUGCUAAAGAAUGAAUUACCUUGUGUUUGUGAAAUUCACUCCGCCCAUCAUGCAAUCCUGCAUCAACAAUAAUGAAAAUAUCAUCAACCCCAAAUUUAAUAUGUAGCACAAUGGAUCAAGACUCUUUACAUUUUCCCAAGAUUAUUAUUAUGUUGUCAAAAGAAUUGCUUCUUAGUCAGAGGAGUAGAGACAGACCAAACCUCAAAAUGAGCAAACCAAUUGCGAACGAUGAGAGAGAGGAUGCUUCCAUUAGAUCCUUGAUGCAUUUUAUGACCGAAACAUUUUUGGAGAUAAGAAGCAAUACUAACCAUAGUCACAUAAAUCGCGGUACGCUUCGGUACGGGUACGCGGUACGGGUACGAAAUUCGCUAGAUGUAACGAAUUCGGUACGAAGGGGGGUAGGUUCAUUUCGGUACGAAGUGGUACGAAGCGGUACGGUGUACCAUGUAUUCGGUUCGGUGUACCAAAAGUCAAAGCAUAAGUAAACAAAAAUAGAUAAGAUGAGCAUAAGUGCAUAACAUUACAAAAUCCAAUUGAAAAACAAGACAUCAUCUAAAAAUUACUGGAUAUUGAGGACUUUAGAUUGGGUUGUGGUUACUGGUUAGACUUGAGAGACAUAUAUAUGUAUAUUUGGAGACUGCCUAGGAAAAAACGAAACAUUAAAGGGAGAAGUCAGAGAACAAUCGAGAAAGGCACGGAGACUAUGAACGACUCGCACGGAACUUGGGGAAGUGCAAUCGCGAAUUGACCUUUUCAAUUUACGGAGAAAACAAUCGCUUGGAAGAGGGAAGGUCGCGAGAGAGACGAAAUUGCGAUUUGGAUCGCUGGACCGCCGGCGAUUGGUACUCCGUAUUAUCCGACUUGGUGCGACGUU